Messenger RNA from Cercopithifilaria johnstoni, 308 nucleotides. NCBI's taxonomy places the organism in Eukaryota, Metazoa, Nematoda, Chromadorea, Rhabditida, Onchocercidae. The record is from the annotation of a GenBank genome assembly.
GGAUUUCACCACUGUGCACACAACCAAUUUCAGAUUCAUUACCAGUGCAUCUUUUCGAUACAUUUCUAUUAGUUAUUAGCGCUAUUUUCGUGGUCAAAGGACCACCAGGACGAGAUGGACGGGAUGGAAAUAUGGGAAAGCGAGGGGAGCCGGGAGAUGAAGGACCAGUUGGAGACGAAGGUCCUCCUGGGUUGCCUGGAAUUAAAGGUCCACCAGGAGAAGAAGGAGAUGUGGGAUUGCCUGGAGAAAUUGGCGAUCCGGGACUGCCAGGUAUAAGGAGACAAGGAGGACCACCUAUGGCAGGAUAA